GUACUCCGUACUUUGUAGGUACACGGGAUCUGAGGUGAAAGAAGGGGAGAGUGAAGACAUCGUCGACAUAAAAAAUGACGACCAGGCCCACGGUCCGUCUCCCUCAAGGCACAUACUGGGGCACCGUUCUCUCGCGGGACGACCUCCCGCGGCCUGUCGAGGCCUUCCUGGGCAUCCCCUACGCCCGCGUCCUCCCGGGGGCCGAAGGACGAUUCCGAGACGCCGCCCCGGUGCCGGCCAGCCUCGACACCUUUGAGGCGAACACCUACGGAAGCAUCUGUCCCACCUUUACCAGCAGCCUCGACGAGGAGGACGGCUGGGUUGUAGGUGAGGACUGUCUUAGCGUGAACCUCAUUCGACCUUGUCCCUCCUCCUCCUCGUGGUCUCCCUCCGAGCGCCUGCCUGUGGUCGUCUUCUUCCAUGGCGGGGCCUUCAACUUUGGCAAGGGCGCCGACCGCGACAUGGCCAGCUUCGUUGCCUAUGCUGAGCAGCCCGUUCUUGGUAUCAGCUUUAACUGGCGUCUUGGGCCCCUGGGAUUCCUGCCGAGUCGGGUCUGCGACAAAGAGGGUGUGUUGAACCUGGGUCUGCGUGAUCAGAGGAUGCUGCUCGAAUGGGUUCGGGAUAACGUGGUUGCUUUUGGUGGAGAUGAGGGAUGUGUUACUCUUAUGGGUGUCAGUGCUGGUGCUCACUCGAUUGGCCAUCAUAUACUCUCCUCGGAAUCGACCACGACACCUCUCUUCCACAAAGCCAUCCUCGAAUCCGGCUCUGCAACAGCUCGCUCUGUGCUCUCUCCAGAUCACUCUCGUCACGAACUUCAGUUCCAGAGUUUCCUUAGAGACGCCGGCUUCCCCCCAUCCACUCCGGAUGAUGCCAUUCUUUCUCACCUCCGCUCGUUGCCCUUGUCCACCCUGCUCGACGCAGGUUCGUCCGUUUGGGGUCGCUUCGCCUCUUCUGUCUGCUGGCCCUUCCAGCCCUCCAUCGACGGCAUAGGCGGCGUGAUUCCGGACCUCCCCCUGCGCCUCUGGUCAUCCGGCCUCGGCCUCCGCCCACCGCUCAUCACGGGCUUCAACUCGCACGAAGGCACCACCUUCGUACCCAUCAAAGUCUCCUCGCCCGCCGCCUUCCGCGCCUUCUUCCAGACCCUCCUCCCGGCGCUCACACCUUCCGACCUCGACGAGCUCGACCGCCUGUACCCGCAACCCGACGUAGCCGCCGCCGCGCGAGGGGAGCCCUACACCCCGGCCGUCCCCGCGUACUGCGGCGCGCAGUGGGCCCGCCUCGCCACCGCGUACGCGCACCACGCUUACAUCGCCCCCGUCCUGCACACGGCCCACCACGUUGCGGCGGCGGGGCAGCCCGUCUACGUCUACGAGUACGCUGCCCGCGCCGAGCCCUUCGCGGCCGCGAACCACGGGGACGAAGGGCCCGUCGUGGCUCGCGACAUGGAGGCCCUGGGGGGCUUCCCUGGCCUCGUCCGCGUCUCGGAGGGCAUGCAUGGGUUUUUCUCGCGGUUUGUUGCUUCGCGUUGCGGGGACCCGAAUCGUCUCCUUCUCGGUACGGACGACCGGCAGGAGGGUGAUGGCGAUGUCCCGGCGUGGCCUCGGUUUGUGUCUCCCUUUGACGAUAACAGCGGACCUGACGCCGGUAAGAUCCUUGUAUUUGGCGAGGGGAACGACGAGAGGGCUGGAGGGGAGAGCGAAGGGGUCGUGGCUCGUGUGAGGACGUUGACGAGGAGUGAGAUUGCGCAAUGCCGGUUUUGGUGGGAGCGGAUGCCGCUCAGCCAGGGUUCGGGACGCCGUUGAAAUAGACGAAAAAAAGGGGGGGAAAGGGGGAAAAAGGAAACCCCCCCCC
This is a messenger RNA of Sodiomyces alkalinus F11, 1851 nucleotides long. RefSeq names its product carboxylesterase. The record is from RefSeq and is a predicted model, not a curated record. The transcript is spliced from 3 exons. Bases 75 to 1802 code for a protein of 575 amino acids. NCBI's taxonomy places the organism in Eukaryota, Fungi, Ascomycota, Sordariomycetes, Glomerellales, Plectosphaerellaceae.